AUGGCACAUCCAACACAACUAGGAUUCCAAGACGCGGCAUCACCCGUUAUAGAAGAACUUCUACACUUCCACGACCACGCACUAAUAAUUGUACUCCUAAUUAGCACCCUAGUAUUAUAUAUUAUUACUGCAAUGGUUUCAACCAAACUUACUAACAAAUACAUCCUGGACUCCCAAGAAAUCGAAAUCGUAUGAACUAUCUUACCAGCCGUUAUUUUAGUCUUAAUCGCCCUACCCUCACUACGCAUCUUAUACCUUAUAGACGAAAUUAACGACCCCCACCUAACAAUUAAAGCAAUAGGACACCAAUGAUACUGAAGUUAUGAGUAUACAGAUUAUGAAAACCUAGGCUUUGACUCCUACAUAAUCCCAACUCAAGACCUUACCCCAGGACAAUUCCGACUCCUAGAGACUGACCACCGGAUAGUUGUUCCCAUAGAAUCCCCAGUCCGUGUCCUAGUGUCCGCCGAAGAUGUAUUGCACUCCUGAGCUGUUCCAUCCCUAGGCGUAAAAAUAGACGCAGUGCCAGGACGACUAAAUCAAACUGCCUUCAUCGCCUCACGCCCAGGCGUAUUCUAUGGACAAUGCUCAGAAAUCUGCGGUGCCAACCACAGCUUUAUACCAAUCGUAGUAGAAGCAGUCCCACUAGAACACUUCGAAAACUGAUCCUCAUUAAUACUAGAAGACGCCU
This is a messenger RNA of Labeo rohita (rohu), 691 nucleotides long. The record is from the annotation of a RefSeq genome assembly. Lineage: Eukaryota; Metazoa; Chordata; Actinopteri; Cypriniformes; Cyprinidae.